This is a messenger RNA of Magnolia sinica, 4158 nucleotides long. Its product is annotated as pentatricopeptide repeat-containing protein At5g15280, mitochondrial. Bases 73 to 3783 code for a protein of 1236 amino acids. Gene Ontology annotation, molecular function: protein binding. NCBI's taxonomy places the organism in Eukaryota, Viridiplantae, Streptophyta, Magnoliopsida, Magnoliales, Magnoliaceae. The transcript has 2 exons. The record is from RefSeq and is a predicted model, not a curated record.
AGAAGAUCUUCCAUCCAUCCUCUUUUCGUUUUUCUCUUUUAAUAAAAUAACAAUAAUUUUUUAUAUGAAGAAAUGAAAUGGCAAUGGAUGCGAGAAGGCCAUCUUCUCCACCGCAGAAACCCAUCCAAUCUCCAUCUCCAGAAUCCUUACGCAUCCAUUUCAUCACCUCGAGAUGAAAGAAGCCAAACCCAACUGGAUUUCAUUUCGAAUUGCUGCUCUGGCAUCGGGCUUUCGGUUAUUUCGAGGUGUUCUUCCUUAUGGGAAAAGAAAGUUGAAAUCUCUGCACAAGCUUCCCUGCAACAUCUUCUCAAGAAGCUCCUCCAUUUGUCGCCAGGGACAAUACGUCGUUUCUGGCGGGUUUCAGCACUCAAACCUGAGGAUGUCCUCGUAAUUUUACUGGAUUGUCCAUUCGAUCAUGGUAACUCCAAAAAGGUGGGACUUUUAUGGGAAUUGUUCAAUUGGGCUGCUGACCAAAGGAGGGAGUUUACACACCUCCCUCAGUCAUGCAAAAUCAUGGUUUCUAUGCUUACACGAGCAGGAUUGCUUACAGAAGCUGACCACUUGCUUCGGACAAUGGAAGAUCGGGGGGUUUUGUCAGGUUGUCCUGAAUCUUAUUGUGAGAUUAUUGAAAAGUAUGUCAAGGCCUAUGAGUUAGAAAUUUCAAUGGGAUUGUACAAACGGGCGAUGGAUCGAGGUCUAGUCCUGUCCAAAUCAUGUUACCAAGCUCUCCUUGAUCUUUCGAUCAGAAUGAACAAAACCCAAUUAGCAUCAAGACUCUAUACAGAUAUGACAGUGGCUGGAUAUGGAUCAAGUUCAGGAAUGCCUGCUUUUGAGUUUGUUAUUGGAAUCCUGUGCAAGGAUCAAAAGAUUCAAGAAGCCAGAAAUCUUCUUAAGCAAGUGAUGGGCUUUGGUAUUGAGCCUAGCUGUGCUGUUCUUAACAAGAUCGCUGAUGGAUAUUGUGAGAAAAUGGAUUAUGACGAUCUGUUGAAUUUCUUAAUUGAAUGGAAAUAUGCACCCGAUGCUCAUUGCUGCAAUAAGAUAAUAUCUUCUCAAUGUAGGAAUUUGGGUGCAGAGUAUGCAUGUUUAUUUCUAAAUAAAUUGGAGGCUUUAGGCUUUGUGCCAGAUGAUGUAACCUUUGGAAUCCUUAUAAGUUGGAGUUGCAGAGAAGGGAAGCUGAAAGAUGCCUUUAUUUAUCUGUCUGAACUUCUGGGUAGACGCCUAGAACCCAACAUUCAUGCUUAUAAUGCUCUUAUCAGUGCAAUGUUUAAGGAGGGCUUGGGAAAACAUGCAAAAGAUGUUUUCUAUGAUAUGGUUGGGAGAGGGAUAUCAGCUGAUCUGUCGACGUUUAGAGUUCUGUUAGCAGGCUACUGUAAAGAUAGAAAAUUUGACGAAGUGAAGCUGGUCAUGGGAGAGAUGGUGAGAUGUGGUCAUGUCUCAUUAUCUCCUUUGGAGGGUGUGCUUUCCAAGGCCUUUAUGGUCUUGGGCAUCGACCCUUUGCGAGUGAAGGUGAAGAGGGAUAAUGAUGUGGGGCAUCCAAGGGCAGAGUUUUUCGAUACCCUUGGCAAUGGGCUCUAUUUAGAAACGGAUAUCGAAGAGUUUGAGAGGACCAUGACAGCGAUUCUGUAUGAUGCCUUGAGUCCCAACUUAGAUCAUGUUGUAGUUAAGGCAUGCCACGAUGGGGAUAUAGAAAUGGCUAUGAGGACAAAAAACGAAAUGGUUCAGUGGGGUCAGAAGCUCUCCUUGUCUGCCUACACCAAAUUAUUGAAAAGGCUCUGUGCAUCACAUGUUCACAUUGAUGUAGCUGUUGAUGUUUUAGAGGAAACAAUGGAAUGGUGCAAUCAGCUGGACCAAGCAACUCUGAAUUUGCUCAUCCAAGCUAUCAGCAAGAAGGAAAUGAUCUACAAGGCAAAGCUGAUUCUGGCCGGGAUGCUCCAAAGGGAUCUGCCUGUUGAGAGCGGGACUUAUAUGGCUCUCAUCAUGGGCUUUUGCAAGGAAGGGAACAUGAAUGAACUUCAGGAAUGCUGGGAGCUAGCAAAAAAGCAUGAGUGGUUACCUGGGCCCAAGGAAUGCAGGCCUCUUGUCAGCUGUCUAUGCAAAAGAGGAAUGCUUAAGAGAGUAUUAGAGCUUUUUGAAACGAUGGUGGAGAGCUUCCCUUACUUGAUUUCUAAUAUCUGUGAUGUAUUUCUCAAAGAGCUUUGUGUUGCGGGCUUUACAAGCAUUGGACAUACUUUGGUGGAAGAGGUUCUUGAGAGGCGUCUGCCCUUGGAUCAUGCAGCUUAUUACCAUCUUAUAAGAGGGUUCUGCAAGGAAAAGAAGUUUUCCGAGGCCCUUGGAAUACUUGAUAUUAUACUAGAGAAGAACAUGGCCCCAUGUGUAAAUGAAUAUAAGCUAUUAAUCCCUCAGUUAUGUAGGUCGAACAGAUUGGACAAAGCCAUGUCUUUAAAGGAGGUCAUGUUGAGUGAGCAAUCGGCAGGUUCUACUUUUUUCUAUAAUGGUCAAAUGAAUGGAUUGUGUAAGACAGGGAAGGUCAGUGAGGUGGCUCUUGAACUCCAGAAGAUGAUGGUGAAGGGGGUCUGCUUAGACAAUGACACCUUUAACAUUAUGCUUUGCGGGUAUUGUCAAGAAAACAACUUUCGCAGUGUGUGGGAGUUACUAGGUGUCUUGUUAAGAAAGAAUGCCAGCAUCACCAUCUAUGGUUACCGGGACCUGGUGCGCAUGAUGUGCAUGCAAGGUAGGGUGCAUAACGCUUUGAGCCUAAAAGAUGUUAUACUGAGAGAAGAUGAAUACCCAUACCUUGUCAUAUAUAACAUUAUGAUAUUUUAUCUUUUUCAAAUGGGUAGGAGCUUGCUUGUGACAGAACUUUUAGGUGAAAUGCACAAGAGGGGCUUGAUUCUUGAUCAAGUUACUUAUAAUUUCCUCACAUGUGGCUAUUUUAAGUGCAAAGAUGUGCCUAAAUCAGUGGAGAUGCUGAAAAAUAUGAUUGGUAAGAAUCUGAGACCGAGCAGUCGUAGCUUCAGAAUUGUGAUUGGUCAUCUCUGUGGUCAUGGCGGACUUGAGAAAGCAUUGCAGUUGAGUAGAAUGAUGGAACUUAGAGGCUGGGUGCAUGGUUCAGUUGUUCAAACCAUGCUUGUUGUAGGUCUUCUUUCAUAUGGAAGGCUUCAGGAAGCAGAACUCUUUUUGAGCCGAAUGGAAGCAAAAGGCUUGAUUCCUGAUAACGUUGACUACAAUGUUCUGAUUAAACGGUUUUGUGGGUAUGGCAGACUGAACAAGGCAGUCGAUCUACUGAAUGUGAUGUUAAUGAAAGGAAGCCUCCCAAGUGAAAUCAGUUACAACGCGGUGGUACAUGGGUUCUGUAUCUGCAAAGCAUUUGAUCAAGCUCUUGUAUUCCAUACAGAAAUGUUGCACAACAACCUUGUACCGAGCGUUGGGUCAUGCGAAGCACUUGUCCAUGGGCUUUGUGCUGAUGGAAAAGCUGGCGAAGCAGAAAGGCUUUUGGACAUCAUGCACCUAUCAGGUCAGACUCCAACGAGGGACAUGUAUCGGUCAGUGAUCAACAGGUACUGCUCGGAUAACAAUAUACGCAAGGCAUCAGAACUUUUGCAUCAAAUGCAGCAAAAUGGGCACGUGCCUGAUUUCAGGACUCACUGGUCACUCAUAAGCAAUUUAAGCAAUGCUGGCGACAAGGACAAUGGUAACGGAAAGGGUUUUCUGUCUCAGCUUCUUUCUCAAAGCGGUUUUCCUUCAAAACACCCAAAGGUCAAAGGUGGUAAGCCAACACUUUAAGCUGUACAUUUUUUUUUUUUUUCAAGUUUAUACUUUUGUGAAGAUGCAUACAUUGAGCUAUUCUGGAUUCUCUUGCAUCCUUUCUUCCUGAGACCAGCGUCAUAGGAUCCUCCAAUUCAAGGAAAUAGUAAGAGUUUCUUCAAAGAAGCAUGCUGACUUGAGCAACACAAUCAACUGCCCUUUAACUUCUAUUCUGAUUGGAGGCUCAUGCAUGCACCAGUCUCUUGACCCUGAUUCUACCAAAAAGAUUCUGUUUGAAAUCACACUAGUGAAUUGGCUUAGCACAAUGUGAGUUGACGAUAGUUUGGAAAAAUUGGAAACUGAAUGGAUUUAUAUGUAGGAUUAUCGUGGAAGGAAAUGGGCAGGGUUAGGGGA